UGUCCACUCAUGGCAACUGAGCGGUGGACCCGCAUCAGGAUCAAACGCAUUUCUACCGUUUAGCAACCAAAAUGAGCACAUUACUACACGUUUAUGUUGGUUUAAGAAGUUGAGCAACAUUUUUGGAAGCCACGUACUGGUCCAAACGCUGCCCGCGUUGUUGGAUGUCACUGUCAGAGUUUGGGCGCGCCUAAACUGGGAGUCAUUAGUCAUCGAUGCUAUGAGAAAGGAUGGAGAGCUGCACACAUGUUUUCCAGAUCUCUGGGAUCAAAACCAAAGAUAAGAAGAGAGCUCUGGUGCAGGGAAUCCUACAGCUGGGUGGCAAAUACAUUGGUGGCUCAGUGUAUCACUACGGCAGCACCCAUCUCAUUAUCCCUCAGGUUUUGUCCAGCGAGAAGUUUUUGGCAGCCUGUGCUGCAGGAAAGUGGGUUGUGACUCCGGGCUAUGUGCUGGACAGUGUUAAGAAUGGUUCCUGGCUUCCAGAGGGCCCCUAUGAAGUGACCAUUUCCACCGGUUCCACUGCUGCCUUCUACCCUGCCAGACAGUGGAGAGAGAAAGUGUCCAGUGGGCGGCUAAAAGGAGCCUUCCAGGGCUGGAGGGUUCUCUUGAUGGUACAAGAGCCCACCCGGAGAGCCAUGUUCAAACGGCUGCUGAAUGCAGGGAUGGCCAAAGUGUACCACUGCCCACUCCCCUCUCAUGCCUCCAUCACUCAUGUUAUGGCUAAACCUGUUACAGAGAACUCAAAAUCCCACAAUGCUCCUUGCUACCCUGUGAGCCACAUAGUCCAGCACCUCUUUGGGCAGAGCAAUCAUGUGGAAAAGAAUUUCCACAUGACAGAGGAUCACCCAACAGAGACGGAGGCCAGAUUUGUUGAUGUUGAUUUCUCUAACUUGGAGGCAGAAAUCAAGAACUGUGUAAUCAAACAGGAGGGCCAGCCAAGACUGUGCUUCCUUGAAUUUCUGGGUUACCAUGACCCUUAUCGUCCCCAGUCACAGGCAACAGAAACAGAUUUCAGCAAUGCCGGUAGUAUGAUAGAGUGUGGUCUCUUCAUUGAAGCCUUGGAGUCAAUCAGAAGCGCUGUGUUCCCAGGCCUGCUUCCACCAGCGCCGUACCUGAUCUCCCUCUUAGAGUAUGCACAGCAGGGUAGUGCCACAUCUGUCUUCCUGAGAAAUUUCCAGCAAGUCAUGGACAAACUGCUCCUCACCAACCCUCCAUGGUUGGCUCCCAGCUCAGUGAAAAAAUAUUUUACUCAAGUGUUACAGUGUCCUCAGUGCAAAAGUGGCUUGUGGCCUUUUCUAGAGACCGCCAUCAGGUACUGCCUGUCCAGCGAGGUCACAUGCCACCCACUCCCUGGACCUGCCCUGCCAACACUGUUACAUUUCCACUGUGGCAUCCUGGCACUUGCCCUCAAGCUCUUCCAGGGAGAACUCCACUCCGUCACUGCUGGAGACUUCAUGCUGCCGAAGGGAACAAGAGUCUCUCCAGCAUCAGGCUCUUUGCUGUAUGGAACCUUUUGGACUGUGUGGGAGCGCUCUACUCUGCUGUCGUCUGCUGUGAAACAGCUAGCUCAGCUCUUGAUACAGGCUGCCAUGGAGGACUAUGCUGAGAGGGAUGAGAAGCAGAAGCUGCAUUUGGCCGACACCCUGCUGGACCUCCUGUCUGUGUUGGUGGAGUUCUGGUGUCAGCAACACUUCAAACUGAACCAGAUCCUCGUGGAAAAAGGCCUGAAAGACCUCUCAGAGCACCUCGCUGUUAUAAGCCAGGAUGUAGCUCCAGUUGUUUUGGUUGAACUGGUUGUCAGAGUUCGCUCUACCAGGCUAAAGUUGAUGAUGGCUGAUGCCAUAUUCAGGAGUCUCUGUUGCAAAAAUGGUGUCACUAUGGGAGAUGAACCGCUCUCUCUCAAGAAAAUGGUGCUUUCCUACCUGCCUGUUCUGGGAAGUUUAGCUCAGAGUCCCAGCGGUACUCGCCUCAGGACUGGACCCACCUCGAACAGCUGCACUAGUCAGGGGACCAACUGCAGAACUCAGAACUCUUUGGUGACUGAAACAAGCGCGGAGAAGGAGAACAUCCCCAGAGGUUUGAACAGAGUCAACGCAGCAGGAGAGACCCUCCUCCACAGAGCUUGCAAGAGGAACCAAGUGGAGACGGUGCUACAGAUCCUGGCGCUUCCUGGCACAGACGUCAAUGUUAAAGACCAUGCAGGCUGGACACCUCUGCAUGAAGCGUGCAACCACGGCAGCACUCAGUGUGUGGAAGCUUUGCUGCAUCACCGUCCUGCCCCUGUGCUUAUUAACCAGGUGGGUGGAGUGAGUCCGCUGCACGAUGCCCUGCUCAACGGACACAUGGACAUUGCCAAAAUGCUGCUGGAACAUGCAGGCUCAGUUCUCCUCCGGCAGACUGAUAAUGACGGUCGGGUUCCACUGGAUCUGGUCCCUGCACCAAGUCAGAGGGAGGAGCUCUUGCACAGCGCGCAGGUCGGAGACUCGACCCUGAAAAACACAGUGACCGAGGUCUCGAAUCUUCCCCUCCUGGAGGCUGGAUCCUCUCUGCUGGCCCACCUCAUUUUCUCCUACCAGCAGGAGAGGGGCUUGCCUGGUCACACGCAACCCGGCGACAAGCCUCGCAGCCUGGUCUGCAAGAUGGUCAGAGCCCUGGAGACGCAUUCCUUCCAAAAAGUGACUUUGGGCUGGACGGACCAGCGGGCAGUGAGGAUGGUGGAAGACGUGGAGACGCUGUUGGAGCUCGGCCAGGGGAAGCACCAGGGGCAGGUGUCUCAAGCUGUGAGAGAGUGUAGAGGAGAGAACACGCAGUUCCUGAUGGAAAUACUGGAGGAUCUCAGGUCUCGAGGAGAAGCACUAGUAGCCGACUUGUGACAACACACACAGAUAAAGACGAGAAUACACAACCUAUAUUUGAAUGUUAACAAAAUGGAAAAUGCGUCACUGUUACAUGGUCAUAGUUCACUAAGGCCUUAAAAUAUCUAAAUAGGCAUCCAACACCUUUUCCUCCUUGGAUGUAAAAUAUUGUAGAAGUUGGAUGUAUAUUAAUUUCUCCAAAGAUACCGCUUUAUACUCUCUUGAUACUGACAUGGUUCAGUUAUAUUUUGAUACUUUAUUUUGGUUCAAAAUGUUUUGCACUUGGCGAGUAUUUUUGAGAUGUACAAGUAUGUUUAUGUUGAACAUUCUUAGUUUUUCACAGCAGACUGUCACUACCUCACAUUUUGCUUUUCUAUAGCAACUUCACUUAUAGUUGUCUUUUUUUGUUGAUUUUUUAUGAUGACUAUUUAAGACAAAAUAAAUGAAAAUACAUUAGUUAAAAUUA
Messenger RNA from Amphiprion ocellaris (clown anemonefish), 3321 nucleotides. RefSeq names its product SMC5-SMC6 complex localization factor 1 (gene slf1). The coding region runs from base 231 to 2873 and encodes 880 amino acids. Gene Ontology annotation, molecular function: protein binding. The transcript has 18 exons. The record is from RefSeq and is a predicted model, not a curated record. NCBI's taxonomy places the organism in Eukaryota, Metazoa, Chordata, Actinopteri, Pomacentridae. Gene Ontology annotation, biological process: positive regulation of double-strand break repair.